AUGAGACCGCCGGAUGGAACAAGAAAUGUCAACGAGUGCACAAACAGCGCCUUGUGCACCUGCGCUUCCGGAUCAAAUUCAUGUGCAAAUAGAUGUCGGAAUACUAAUGGGAGUUUCAUUUGCGAGUGUGGCAAUGGAUACAGACUUCAAAGUGAUACAGUAUGCACAGAUGUCGAUGAGUGCGCCUUGAUUAACGGAGGUUGCAGACAACAGUGUGUGAACUAUCCCGGUGGGUACAAAUGCAACUGUCCGCGGGGUUUCCGUCUCGUGUUUGGAAAAUCAUGUAGAGACAUAGACGAGUGUGUCAGCAACAACGGAAACUGUCAACAUAAUUGCAGGAAUCUGUUCGGCAGCCAUCGCUGCAGCUGUGAUAAGGGAUUUCAUUUAAACAUAAAUGGAAGGACCUGCUCAGACAUUAACGAAUGUAAGUUAGUCCACGACUGUCAGGAUACUUGCAGCAAUACUCUUGGUGGAUACAAGUGCUCUUGUGGUAAAGGAUAUCAACUAAACACUGAUAAAAGGACAUGCACAGAUAUCGAUGAGUGUGACCCCAGAACCAUCGAAGGAAGUAAGGAAACAGCCACUCUCUCCGGUUGUCAUCAUAUCUGCACAAACGUUGACGGAAGCUUUCAGUGUUCUUGUAGGAAAGGAUAUGCGCUGAUGUACGACAAGAGGCAGUGUAAAGAUAUUGACGAAUGCCAGAGUGGAAAGCAUUCCUGUGAACAUUACUGUCACAACGCAGAUGGCCACUACUUUUGCACAUGUAGACCAGGCUACACAUUGUUAUCAGGCACGAAAAAGUGCAAAGCUCAGCCUUGUGAGAAGAUUUCUUCGCCACUCAAUGGUACAAUGAAUUGUUCCGGACUUGUCACUGAUGCCACUUGUUCAUUUUCUUGCGAUCCCGGAUAUGAUUUGGUCGGACCACGGUUGAUUACAUGUCUUGCUUCUUCAAAUUGGAGCAAAAAGCUACCUUUCUGUCAAGUAAAACAUUGCGAUACGUUGAUCACACGUAACUUGAAUCAAACUAUCUCAGUACCUUGCUUUACGUCCUUCGGCUCAACUUGCUAUUUUGGAUGUCGUCGUGGAUUUUUCUUGGAGGGAGAUGGACAAGUUAAUUGCAUCCUCAAUUCCAAGGGUGACGACGUUUCGUGGAACAUUGGGAAUUUUUCUUGUAAAAUGAUCGAGACCUGCCAGCCAAAUCCAUGCAGACAUGGAGGGAAAUGUUCAGCGCUGAGAGAAAAGCACUAUACCUGUAAUUGUGAAAACACUGGUUAUAAAGGAAGUCGUUGUGAGACUGGGUAUGUCCUGAAGCCUAUCUUUCCUAAACUACUCUGUAAUAAACAAUCCGAGAUGCUUUACCUUGUAGCACGACCACUGAUACGCCUCAAAGUAGUAUUAUCAUCUGAGGAAGGGGUUGCGUUUCAGCCACAGUCAUUUGUAUUUAACUCUUCAAAACGGACGCACCUAUUUACUGUGAUUGCAGAAAAGCCAGGAAUCCAAAGGAUUAGAUAUGAUCUUGAGGGUGAAAGUGCGAACGAUUUUGAAGCUCCUAAACUAGGCGUGUUAUUCACUGCGCCAAAAACGUCCCCUAGAAGCAGCUUAAGCACAAAGUUAUUCCUUCGCAAAGGGGAGCUACCCAUAGGCUGCGAGGAAAAUCAGAGAAAACUUUCAUGUGAAGUACGUCUAUUAUCUACCGCACCGUGGACGAAGAAUCCUUCCUCUACUAAUGGCAUUGUGCACAUAAACGCUGCAGGAAACCAAGAUAUUCCUCUUUCUCUAAUCGGUUUAAAUUCGUGGGAUGGUUUUUCUCGAGAUAAAGUGAUUGAAGCUAGCAUAUCUAUGACAGCUCCUUCCAAAAAGUACGUACUAUUGCAUUCAAAAAACGGAGCUUGCCAAGCAAGAGUCACAGACACAAACAGUCUACUUGAGCUCAUAAGAAACGAUGCAUUCGUGUCUUCGUUUAUGGAGGCACUUUCAUCGAUGGCUCCGGAAUGGCUUUCAUUUUCAGUUGACGAGAACAACAAUUUGUUUGACAUUCAGAACAUUGCUGCUAGUCUUGUACCUGAUUUGGAACACUGCUCAGGAUUUCCCCUAAAUCAAGCAUCAAGUCUCAUCUAUUACCGUCCUGCUGUGAAUUAUAAAAUACGAGUUACACAGACUGAGGUUCCUUUAUUCGCUGAUGGGACAACCUGCUUUGCAAUAAAUCUAUGCCAGCCUGGUUUGUUCGUUAACCUUCGCAAAGGAGACGCUAAUCUUUUAAAGAGCACUCUGAAUAUCCUCCGAGAAUUGAAGAAUGACGGGCUCAAUCUUCAGGUGGAUUCGAUCGGCUUUCAUAGAAACAAGGAGACUGUUCGUUUUGUGAAUGGAAUUAUUUGGAAUGGCAAGGAGUUACAAGAAUUAUCCCCCUUCCACUUCAACAUGUGGUUAAAAGGAAGCCUAGAAUGGAAAUUUGGGGUUCCUAAGCUCCUCCUCUUAUCUUUUACGAUGCGUGGGGAUGCCAUUAUCAGAUCCGACCAUAUGGAAAGUCUAUUUACCACUCUUAUGUCUCAACGGAUGGACAUGCAAUUAAGAGGAGAAGCAUUUCUGAACGUUUCUGGAAGAGCACUCGGGAAAGACUUUGUCUUGAAACUUGGUUUAGCCAAGGCAAGUGGAAAAGCUGUCUUGGGAGGAGAAGCUGGUUGUAACAAGAGUGUUCGCGGCAUCUUCUUCACACUUGAGAAAUCUGCCAGUAACCUUUUGAAUAAAAGCCCUCUUGCAACAUACAUUCGACCAAUAAAAAACGAACCUGUUCGUUUGGCAAUGCUCAUGUCAGUAAGCGGAGGAAUGCAAAACAAUAUCGUCAACAUCGGUGAAGUGAAAAACUUUCUCUCCAGCAUUAUUUCACUGUUACCUGAUCUGCAAUAUGUCAUCAUAAAAGCCAAACAGGUUAUGCCACAUGGUGAAAUUGCUCUUCAAAAAUCGUUAGACGUUGUUUCUCAAAUUAAGGUCUCAGUAGGCGAAUUGAAAGAGACGUUAACUGGAGAUAAAAUAAAAGUUUCACGAGCCCUGAAACUCUUAAACCGUAUAGUUAAUAAGUUAAAAUACUUAAAAAGCAUCACAGAUGUCAUGAGAGAUCAUUUCCCCACAACAAGCAAAAAAGGAAAGUAUACAGAGCUCUCAAACAGAAUUGAUGAGAUUAGGGAACGAUUUCCAAAAGGGUUACGCCUCAAUUUUGACGGAGAACCAAUUGACCAAAUUUUUAACGGAAUAAGCUUCAAAUUUAGAGGAAAUCUUUGCAUGGGAGACCUGUGCUUUAAGGAAUUAAGCACAACAGUUGAUUUCCUUACGGACAAAAACUGCCUUUCUAAUGCACUUCAUACAUCAGUAUUCAGAGGCAGAGGAGAAGCUUUAAGCCAGAUGGCUUUAGGUCAAGACAACAUACUGACUCUUCCUGCGGGACACGUUGUUGAAUUCAUCUUUCCGAGAGACUCUAACGCGGUGUCAGCUCAUUUUGUUGGAAGAAGUAAUCUUUUGGCCGUUAGUCAACGCGUUAAAGUUUCGUUGAAUAAGAAUCAACUUUCAUUUGAAACGCAAGGGAAGAUAUUUGAUAGAUAUAUGGCGAACAUGCAUGUAGUGGCAAUGACUGGUAAUGCUACAAAUUGGGGCUCCUCAGUUUUCACAGUUAACGGACGAAUGACGGAUUCUUCCCACCUUUCAAAACGUCUCCAAGGUCGAGUGACAAUCCUUGCCAAUUUCUUGGCAGAAAGAGCCGCCAAACGAGUUAGAAGUUGUGAGAGAUCGAUAUUGUAUACUGAAGAGAGGCUACAAACCGCAAAGGAAUUGGUUAAGAAGAAAGAGUUAAUAUUCAACAAAGCGUCAUUAGAAAAGCAACGGAGGCUCUCCAAACUCCAAAACGUAAAAGCUGCAUAUGGGAAUGCAGCAGCAGAGCUUGAAACUUCCCUUGCCCAAUUUCUGGAAGCAAAGCGGAACGAAACAUGCCAAUUUUUAAAAUGUAAUUUCAGCGACUCUAACACUUAUACACCAGCGGUUUGUCAUAAGCCAAUCUUAGUGAAUUAUACCAUUCCAGUUUGUCACAAAGUAAAGGAAGCUCUGAAAGAAGAAGUUAUCGUUUCAAAGGUGGUAAAAGUAAUCGAAAUGGUUGAAACUUCCAUAGUCAAACACCGUGGUAACUGUAGGCAACGAAUAGCCUUAAUUAGUGUAAUAGUUGGCUGCGAUACUUACCAAGUAAAGAUACCUGGCCCGAAAGCUCCAGUUACGCAUCACGUAACAAAAAACUACCGCGAAUACAAAAAGAAGGAAAUCGAAAAGUUCAUUUGCGAUGCAGAAAAGACGGAAACUGUGCUUUCUGGUUAUCUGACAUAUGAAUGUUCCAAAUAUGGAAGCAUAAACGUUCUUGACCCAAAGUGCGUCUUAAACAACUUACAUUGUAUAGGUAAAAUGGACUUACUCGCCGCUAAAAUCGACUUUAGAAAUAAGACCAUGUUCAGAGAUUUUCAAGAAAUGAUAACGAGAGAAAAAGACACAACCCAUGCUCAGCUGGAACUAAACAAGGCAGAAAUAGAGUUUGACAGUGCUGCAAGGCAGUUAAAGCUGGCUCAAGCACGGCUUAAACAGAGUGAGUUUGCUCGAAAAGCCUUAACCCUCAGCACAGUGAAACAGAGAGAAAAACUGGGUCUAACACUUGGCAAAAAAAUGGAAAAAAUUUCAGGAAAGCCACUGAUCUACGUAGAGAGUCUUACAUUUUCCGUAGUCUUGACCUCGUCAUCUGCGAAGACGCGAUUCCCCCUUACAGCUAACGUCAGGACAUUUGAAGGCUCGCGCAAAGGAAUUCAGUUUCCCAUGGACUUCAAAAAUGAAAACAGUUCUCUGGCCUUGGCAUCAAAACGUAUUCUUGAGCUACUCUUUGGAAUAUCCCAGUCAAGAAGACGAAGGUCAUUAAGAGAUGAGUCCAUCAACUCCAAAAGGAAUGAUAACGACUUAUCAAUUGAAAGACACGAAUGUCUUCUUUCUAAAGAAGCCCACAUUCUAUUCUCUGAUAUUGUUCAAUCCAUGGAUUUUUCGAUAAAAAACAAAAGGGAAGCUGAUCAAGCUUUGUUUUCGGGAAUCAGAGGCAUAGAGGAGCUCACUGAUGAUGGUAGCAACGAUGGAAACAGUUCUUACAGCGAUAUAUUUCAGUUUCUCAAGAAUGCUCAGCUUAACACCACUGGAGGCACAUCUUGGAGUGACAUGUUAAACGAUACACGUGGAUUUCUAGAUGCUGUGACGCUGAAGAAGAGGUUUACACAAUGUUCAGGGAUUCUUGAUUGUGCUGACUUCUUCUUUGACAGCCUAGACGAACUGUAUGAAAGGGAAAAUCACCCCAGAGCAAUUGAAAUCAAAAAGGGGCUUCAGGCUUUAAACAAGAUCAUCGAUAGUAUUUUAAGGGAGGACAUUACUAUGUCUUUGUUGGAAAGAAAGCUAUCUCAAGCGAGGCUUUUCAUUAACGGAAGCAACGAUGACAUGAUACUUUGCGGUCAGAAACCUAAAAUCGAAAAGAGUUCUCCUGUAAGAGUUGUCUCGCUUCUUGGCGGAGAUGUCAAUUUAGUUUGUGAGGCUAAAAGUACUCUGGAAGUUGAAUACGUGUGGAUGAAGAACGGACAGUCACUAGAAGGGGAAAAUGGGGCCAUACUUGAGCUAAGGAAUGUCACCGAAGAUAGUGAAGGAGCCUACAAGUGUCACGCUUCCAAUACAAGAGGAACUACAGUAUCUAAUGUCACAAUCCUGGUUGUGCAUCAAAGACCACAUAUUACCGAACACCCACUGGAUAAGCAGAAGCUCGUUGGAGAUGAAAUAAUGUGGAUAGUCUGCAACAGCACCGGUGUUCCUAGGCCAUCAACAGAGUGGUUCUUUAUUCCAAUAAAAGGGAUGAGCCAGGAUGCUGUUCGUCUUAACGAGACGGGCCAAGUUCUAGAAAUAAGAAAUCUGAGAAAAGAAAAUGCCGGCUUUUACUAUUGCAAUGUAUCUAAUUUACAUGGUGCUGCUCAAAGUAGAAUUGCAAGACUGGACGUUUUAAGAUUCAUUCCAGGCGUGCCUAGCAUCGCUGUCAGUUUAAAACUGAAGCAAUGUUUUUCCACGCCUUCUGAGGUAAACAGCAGUCCAUAUGACUGCAAUAGUAAAACGAUCGGUAAUUUUCAUCAGAUAGAUACUGUGGCUUAUCAACAUAUUACUCAGAAAAUGUUGGAGCAUAUGAGUUGGCCGAUGAAAAAAAUUAAGGAUGAGUAUUACACACCAUUUCCAGAUGCUGCGAUCUCGUUCGUUCUUUAUGGUGACGACCCCAUAACACCAGAAGGAAAGAAGCUCGAAGCGCUUAAUGAAUUCUCCCUCUCUAAAAGACGCAUAGGAGACAGUUUAAAGAAGCUCUAUUCUUCCCUAGAAGACGAAAACUUGAAGACUCAAUGGGGAAACUUGACAAUACUUGGUGCCAAGGAAAGCCUUAAAGCUAGAUUUCCUUCACAAAAAUGUCCGAGUGGCACAGGAAUUCAUGAAGAUGGGUACUUAUGCGUGUACUGUCCGCCUGGUUACUACGAAGUAGGAAAUAGAACUUGCGAACCAUGCCCUGUCGGCACAUAUCAGCCAGAUGAAGGGAGCACAGAGUGUGUUAAAUGUCCUUAUCGAGAUGCAUUUACAGAGCCUGGGGCGGUACGAGAAUCUUACUGCAGCGAUCUCUCUAUACCCUGCAUUAAGCCUCCUCAAACUGAAGUCGCAAGGGCCCAAAUGCCAAACAACAUAAAGAGUCUUCACCACGCAGGUGAAACCGUUGACUUUGAAUGUCAGCCUGGGUACAAAGUAGUAGGCAAUGCAACUGCAGAGUGUAACGAGGGAAACUGGACCGAGACUGACUUUUAUUGCGAGAAGACUUGCAAUCCGCCCUGGACCGAGCUGAAGAAGCGUUGCUACUUGGUAAUAGAGGCUCAGUUCCAACUAUGGAAGGAUGUGCAGAGCCAGUGUCUGAAGCUCAAUUCACUGAUGGUGACCAUUUCCUCGGAAGAAGAAAAUGAAUUUGUCCAUCAGCUUGUUCAGGUUUUUCUCAGGGAGAAGAGAUGGACUCAAGCACAGAUGUGGCUCGGCCUGAAGAAGAUGCACGCUAUUGGUAAUUUUCUCUGGGUGGAUAUGACCACUUUAAAAGGAUAAACAAACUGGGUCCCUGGAGAACCAAAUAACGCAGGAGGUCAAGAGCUAUGUUCUGAGAUGUUGGUCUCUGGUAAAUACUGGCCGGGCAAGUGGAAUGAUG
Stylophora pistillata is the source of this 7270-nucleotide messenger RNA. RefSeq lists its product as uncharacterized. The record is from RefSeq and is a predicted model, not a curated record. NCBI's taxonomy places the organism in Eukaryota, Metazoa, Cnidaria, Anthozoa, Scleractinia, Pocilloporidae. Gene Ontology annotation, molecular function: calcium ion binding.